Messenger RNA from Drosophila obscura, 551 nucleotides. RefSeq lists its product as uncharacterized. The transcript has a single exon. NCBI's taxonomy places the organism in Eukaryota, Metazoa, Arthropoda, Insecta, Diptera, Drosophilidae. The record is from RefSeq and is a predicted model, not a curated record. Bases 210 to 551 code for a protein of 113 amino acids.
CCAAAAAUCAAAUUACCCUCAGCUAUAUUUCUGGGAAGGAUCCUCUAAUCCCUAAAGGAUAAUCGCCUGCAGCUGUCGGGGGUGGUACAGAACAGGUAGCAGCACCUGCCAGGCGACAGACUACCUGUCCAUGCCAGUGUAUAAUUCCAGUGUAUUUAAGGCUGCGCUGGGAUCCGCAAUCAGUUCACUCGCCAGCAAAUCGCAGCAGGAUGAAGUUCGUUGCCUUUCUACUGCUCAGCAGCCUGACCAUCGUGUUGGUGGUGGCGUUUCCUGGUCGGCACAGCGCACAUCCUGAUCAGCCAGCUGCUGGCGACAAUGCUAAUGCAAUUUCGCGAUCCGCCGCGCCAGUGGCGGCGACAACGCACCAGGACGAUGCUCUCGUACGCGAGCCUCGCCAUCUGCUGAAGUAUCUGCUCUCGAAGCCCGUGGUGGUGCAGCCAAUUAUCCUGCAGCAGCAGCAGCUGCAGCCUGUUGCCGUGCCCAGGCACGGCUAUCCCGGGUACGGCUACAGCUACGCAAGUCCGUCCUACUACGGCAACAGACGGUAUUAA